Molecule: messenger RNA, 1582 nt
Organism: Manduca sexta (tobacco hornworm)
Lineage: Eukaryota; Metazoa; Arthropoda; Insecta; Lepidoptera; Sphingidae
Biological process (GO): lipoprotein metabolic process
Cellular component (GO): Golgi apparatus; endoplasmic reticulum; basolateral plasma membrane
Molecular function (GO): lipid binding
Source: RefSeq, a predicted model, not a curated record
GAGGAAGCGGUGUUGGAGGUGUUGAAGCUUGGUGAGGAGGGUCGGUCGCCGGCCGUCGCCGAGAGCGCGCUGCUCGCCGGCGCCGCCGCCGCGCGCCUGCAGUGCGGCCGUGUCCGACGCCGCGCGGGACUCGCUCGCCAAGAGCCUGGCGCGCUGCAAGAACGAUGAAAGUCGAAAGGUGCGGUUAAUCGCUCUGGGUAAUUUGCGGCGCGCCGACACUGCCGAACUGUUGCUGCAGCACGCGACGCGCGCGGACGCGACCGCCCCAGUGCGACUCGCGGCGCUCGACGCGCUGGCCGCCGCGCCGCGCGCCGCGCUCUCGCUCGAGCGGCUCGAGCGGCUCGGCGACCUCGCGCUCGACGACCGCGCGCCGCUCGAGGUGCGCGCCGCCGCGCUCGACCUGCACGUCACGCGCCUCGCGCCCGCGCCCUUGCCGCUCGUGCGAGUGGCGCGAGCGCUGCACCGCGCCGGCCCGCACGAGCUGCGACGCUUGUUCUGGCAACGGCUGUACGCACUCGCCGAUGAAUACGCCUCCGUGCGCGAUAUCAUCCCGAGGUUGGACCGUGAAUUGCUCGGUUGGAACGGACAGGCGCACGCGGGAACAUCGUCGGUGUUGGUGCGCGAGCCGGGAUGGACGAUGGGCGGGUGGCGUGCGGCACUGGAGUCGGUGCAAGUGGCGCGCGCGGGGCUACUGCGGCGCGGCGCCGUGGUGCUGCGCGCGCAGGCGGAGAGCGCGCGCGCGAGUGCGGCACAGGGUGCGUCGGGCGCGGACGCCGCGUACGCCGCGCUCGAGGCGCUCGCCGGGCGCGACGCGCUCGCCGCGCUCGACCUGUUGUCGGUAGAGGUGUGGACGCGCGGACUGGAAGCCAUCGCGGGUGGCGGCGAUAAUGACGCCGAACCGGAGGAUACAGCGGGAGGUCUCGCGUUGGCGGUCGCCGGUACGCGUAUGCGUGACAUCUCACUGUUUAAUGGGCAGGCUGAGUUAGUAGGGCACGUGUGGGCCGGCACGGCAAGUUCUCCGACGCCCGCGUUGCGUGCUUUGGUUCCGGCGCGUGCAGUGGAGGGCCAAGCGCCUCUCAUGCUGGGCGCGGUGCUGCAAUACCGGUGGCGCGGCGCGCUGGCGUUGGCGCUGGACGCGCACGCGCAGGUGUCACUGUGGUGGCGCACGGCGCGCUGUGAGCUCGAGCUGCGAGCUGCCGCCGCUGCACUCGAGGAGGCCGCGCUGCACACCGCCUGGGGCCGCGUGCACGCGCACGCGUUGCAGGAGACCGAGCCCACGCUGCGCAUCGCCGCCGAUCUCGACUUCUACGACAAGAUCGCGCUGUGCGUGCGCGCCUCCACAGAAGAGCACGAAUUGAGGAGCAACGUGACGCUGUGGAGCUCUGCGGGCGCGCGGCGGGCGCGUGCGGCGCGAGCGCGGCUGGGCGGUGCGCCGGAGCCGCACGCUGUCGCUCGGCGCGCUGUCGGACCGCGCGUGCGGCGCGCUGCGCACGGCCGACGCGCCCGCCGACACCGACACCGACGCGACCUGAGGCCACCACGAAACUUCACAUUCAUUCGCAACUUUACGUCUAUGAUCUGA